This is a messenger RNA of Sparassis crispa, 549 nucleotides long. RefSeq lists its product as hypothetical. The transcript has 4 exons. Bases 1 to 549 code for a protein of 182 amino acids. The record is from RefSeq and is a predicted model, not a curated record. NCBI's taxonomy places the organism in Eukaryota, Fungi, Basidiomycota, Agaricomycetes, Polyporales, Sparassidaceae.
AUGGGCAUUCUGCGCACUAACUCGUUUCAGGUGAUGUGGAGUGGGGACACCACUCCACUGACGUCCACGGCAACUGCCUUCGUAUAUACCAAGAUGCCCUUCUUCCCUUCCAGCUCUGCGGAGGGACCCACAUCUGCCACACCUGACCCUUCAGAGGAGGCACCUCCUUCGCGCAGCCGCAGCAUCUUCUCCCGCAACUCGCGUUCUCCAGAUUACCAGCCCUCGACCGCCGCCAACUCGACGCGCAGCGGGAACGGCAGCUCGCGCGGGUUCUUCAGCCAGCGACGGUCCUCGUCGUCCAACUCGGGCCAGGACCUGCGGAACCACCCAUCCAUCGUCGGCGCGCGCCAGAAGGUCGCGGACGCAGUGGCCGCCGAGCGCGAUGUGGACCAGGCGCUGCGGCAGGCGCGGGCGUCCGUGCGCGCCGCACGUGAGCACGUGCGGCUGCUCGAGCGGGAGGCCAAGGACGAGGCUAGGCGCGCCAAGGCAAAGCAGGCGGAGCUGGAGACCGUGAGCAAGAGCGCCAAGAACCUAGGCAGAUUCGGCUGA